Lates calcarifer (barramundi perch) is the source of this 2978-nucleotide messenger RNA. RefSeq names its product BSD domain containing 1 (gene bsdc1). The transcript has 11 exons. Gene Ontology annotation, cellular component: cytoplasm. NCBI's taxonomy places the organism in Eukaryota, Metazoa, Chordata, Actinopteri, Centropomidae. The record is from RefSeq and is a predicted model, not a curated record. The coding region runs from base 94 to 1392 and encodes 432 amino acids.
AAGGGAGGUCAUAAUGCAUCACGUGAGUAUUUUUUCAAAGCCAUGCAGCCGGGGUUAGAGUUCAGUAAAUACUGAUGAUGUCAUCGUCUGAAGAUGGCUGAAGGAGAAGGCUGGUGGGGAGGCUGGCUUCAGCAAAGCUUCCAGGCCGUCAAAGAAAAGUCAUCUGAGGCCUUAGAAUUCCUAAAGCGAGACCUGACAGAGUUCUCCACUGUGGUGCAGCAUGACACAGCCUGCUCCAUUGUGGCGACAGCCACUGCUGUCAGAAACAAACUUGCAGUGGAAGGCUCCUCAGAGACCACAGAGAAGGUGAAGAAAAGCCUCUCUAGUUUCUUGGGAGUCAUAACAGACACACUUGCUCCACCCCCCGAUAAAACCAUUGACUGUGAUGUUAUCACAUUGGUGGCGACGCCAGCAGGGACCACAGAGGUUUACGACAGCUCCAAGGCACGUCUCUACAGUUUGCAAGCCGACCCUGCUACAUACUGCAACGAGCCUGAUGGUCCCCCAGAGCAGUUUGACAACUGGCUGUCCAGCUUCAGUUUGGAAGAUAAGAAAGGAGAAAUCUCAGAGCUUUUGGUCAACAGUCCUUCUAUACGAGCCCUUUACACCAAAAUGGUGCCAGCAGCUGUAGCCCAUUCAGAAUUUUGGCAGAGGUAUUUCUACAAAGUCUUCCAGUUGGACCAGGAGGAGGCAAGGAGAGUAGCGCUGAAGCAGAGAGCAGAACAGACGGCACACACAGAGACCCUUGGCUGGGAAGAGGAAGAGGAGGAUGAUUUCCUUGGCGCCUCGUCGCCAUCUCAACUCAACUUCACACCCCCCCUGGAUAACAGCCUAACCCAGCUGCCCGCAGCCUCGACAGCACCCACAGGAACGACACUGCUGAGCCCCAUCCUGUCUCCAAGUGAAGAGCGUGACACCACCCUCUCAGUUAGCAGCGACAGCGUCAGCCUGCCCACGCAGGUGGAAGUGAGGCCAGAGCCUGUUGCCACAGAGCUGGCCAAGAAACUGACAGAAGCUAGUUUGGAAGAUAUUGUUGUAGACGAGACACAAGAAGAGCAGAGGCCUGGAAAGAGUGACUUACCUCCUGAGGCUCAAGUGGAAGCUGUAACCCAGCCAGAGGUCACUGUUGAUGGGGCAUCCGUGAGGACCCCUGCUUCUAAACCAGAGGCAGCAAAGGAAGAGGGGCCACAGGACCUGAGAGUGUUUGAGCUCAACUCUGACAGUGGGAAGUCUACGCCCUCUAACAACGGCAAGAAAGGGUCCAGCACAGAUGUGAGUGAGGACUGGGAGAAAGACUUUGACCUGGACAUGACAGAGGAAGAAGUCCAACUGGCACUCUCUAAAAUAGAAGACCCUGGAGAGCUGGAUGAAGACUGGGAGAACUGGGACUGAGAACCGCUGCAACACGAACUCUGUCCCGCCAUUAAAGCUAGUUCUCGGCAGACGAACCAUGCUUAACGUGUUUUAACUCUUUGUCCACACUGUCACCAUGUCAUGAUUGUCAGUAGGGGAUUUUUCUGGCGGGUUUGGACCAUAUUGGGAAACCUGUUGAAAAGAGCAACGGGAAGACCAAGGCAAUAAGAAUUAGACUGCUCCGUCAGCUGUCAGUUUAGUGCAGAUAGGCCGUUAGCGAGGGUUAUAACUCAGGUCUUGGUUAUUUCCUGGAGUAACUUCUGACUUAGAGCCUAUGACACUAGUAAUAGACAGAGGUUGUUAUCAUUCUGACCUUAAAGCUUGGGGACACACAGUGACAAGUCAGAAUGUGAAAUGUUUCGCAACAGCAAGAGAGGAGCUGUUUUUCCUUUUUCUUUAUGCCAUUAAAUACAUCAUGUGCGUUGCGAGUGUAUUUCAAGUUGGGCAAUGACUUAACUGCAGGCUGCACAAUAGCCAUAAACUGUAAUGCUGCUUCUAACCUUUCUAAGAUGAAAUACUCCGCAAGUGAUUUUUGAACGACGGUAAUUUAUUUGAUUCCACCUGUGCCCCGCUUUCUUUCUUUCUCGUCUUUAUUAUGCAAGUGAAUCUUCAAAAUGAAAAAAAAAAAACAAACAAAAAAACAUUUUGGCCUUCAUUUACAGAGCACUUUUCAUUUUGGAUUCACUCCCAAAUCUAGAUAUAUGGCCUUGUAAAACACACAGUAGUGUGGUAAUGUUAUCCAAAUGUUUUUGUUACAAGUCAGUCAUCUGAAACACAACCAGCUAAUAUGUCAUUAUUAGUUCUUUCCCCCCUUUCUCUGUCAUGGUGAUUGAUUUGAGCAUAUGAGCUUGUUGCAGACUACAUGUUGUUUUUGUCAUUUUUUUAAAAAAUGUUUCACUUCUGUCUGUCUUACUUGGGUAGAGGAAGUUCAUUAACUAUCACUCAUUAAGAGAGAAGUCAUAUUUGACUUAAUAAAGACAACUGGUCCUGGUGACGUGAUACUGGAUUCUUUGGUUUGAGAUUGAGGGUAGGAUCUCUUGGUAUUUACAUCAAUAGGAGACAAUGACAAAUCUGUGACGUUUUAAGUUUCUCUGUCGACCCACGUUUGGAACAAAAUAGCUCAGCAGGCAGUGUGCCAAGUAGACAAAUGAGCAAUGUGGGCACGCUCCAUGCUUUCAUGGUUUUUUUUUCCAUCAUCUGUAAUGUAGCUGAGAAAAAAAUAAGCCUAGAGGUGUAAUAUUUAUACUAAAAUAAAUGCUUAAUUAUUGUAUUAUGUGCUUUGGAUUGCAUGUCUGUGCAAUAACAUUAUGCAAAACAUUGUGCAGAUAGUUAAUGUUGAGUUGUAUGUUUUUUGGUCAAGACAUUGGCUUGUUCUUCAGGUUUUUGUGUUCUGACGAUGUGUUGCAUGUCUAUAAUUCUCGGCAGUGUAUUCCCUUCAGAUUCACACUUUGAACUAAUCAGAGCUGUUCACACAUCUGUUUUCAAAGCUGUCAGAGUUCUUUUUUAAGUCGAGUAUUUCACUAUAUUUUUCAAAUGAUCGUUGUCAUUAAAGGAUUCAUGGCUAA